AUGUCCACUGUCAUGAUGCUAGACGUCUACCGUGAUAGAGGCCCUAGGAUGAAAAUCGGCUACGUGAUCGACGGCCAGUUUCUCGGUACCCGACUCAUGUUGGCCCCGACCGCUGUCUACAGUCUGCUCUUCGCGGACGAUGGUGAGUCCAAAGCCAUGACAGAACCGGAUAUGCAAUGGAAUAUGAAUCUCAUCGCCUCUGGCUGCCCAAAGUUUGAGCUGACCAUCAAUACGGACAAACGGUAGUCACAUACUAAUCGGCAUUAGAGGGGGAACACACCACGGCCAGUUCCAACGUGAAUGACACUUGAUUGGUGUCCGUGGAUAAGUUCGCCUACCUAGGCAAUACCAUCACAAACAACACCAGGAUAAACUAUGAAAUGGCAGUCAGGGUCUCAAAAGCCUGCCGAGCUGUCGGCCGGCUGCAGACCUCCGUUUACAACCGCCACGAACCUCGAUUCAACACGGAACUCAAAAUGUACAGGACGUUAGUCCAGACAAUGCUAGUGUGCGGGUCGGAGACGUGGACUGUUUACGCCAAUCAAGUCAGGCAACUCAAUCACUUCCACCCUACAUAUACUCGGAUAAUAAUAAAACUGAGGCGGCAAGACAGGAUCUGGGACAUGGAAGUCCUGGAAAGGACGGGAAUCUUCAGCAUACCCGACAUUCUGAGGUAACUGCAGUUGCGCCGGGGUAGCCAUCUCGCGGGGAUGAAUGACUGGUGCAUACCCAGCUGACUCUUUUGCAAAGAUUCUACUGCGGGUUCUUGUAAUAAGGAGAACCACAGCGAUGCUAAAAGGACAGUCUGUGGACCCCUCUUAUGGAUCUACAAAUCAAUUCGACCUAGAGAAGAAUAGUAAAGAUUGGAACUACAAUUCAUGAAGUCAGCUGUUAAAGUCAAAAGAGCCACUCGUAGGCCUAACCCUUCAGACUUACAACACCAACACCCAACCACUUCCAACCCACCCGGGCUUACAAUGAAUUUUCCGCGGACGGAUAAACCUCGUCGCAUAUUUUCGGUCUUGAUAUACUAAAGAUUGCAUCACGCUGGCACCUCCUGCCUCCGUUGACGUCCCCACUGUCACAUCUGUAGUGACCCCCACUUACGCAACCACCACCGCCACCGGUGUCCACAUUCUUGAAGCUCCGACGCCUCGGCCGACUCCGUCAAUCCUCACCACCGCUACCAUCCUCUCGACGUAGAGGGCUAUCUCGCCACCUCAUACCACUGGCAAGAACACUGUCUACAUCCAGUCUGCAACUACCCUCACUGCAGCAGCUCCCACCACCAAUAAUGCGUACUCGAUCUCAAAAUGCUUUUAUAGCGGUCUCACCAUUACCCCGCGCAUCGGUCCGGUCGGUUGCCUGCGAAUCUAUCGCACAGAAACUGGCGAACUAGUGUCUGAAGCACCAACAUACACCAACCGCACCUACAUCAACUGUACGCAUUACCCAUGCACAGCCACUCACGUCAUAGACCUACCUGGUCACAUGCCCAUCCAAGAAAACCAGCAGUAAGUCCCUACUGGCCAAAUCAAAUCACCCCAAAUCUCACCACCAUAUACGACACACACGAGUCCGUCCCUCAUCAUGUGAGAUCCGAAUAGUCAACUCUCUGUGUGAAAUCUUCGUGGGUUAAAUGGACGACAAGGUGGUGUGUAUGUGUGCGUGCCAACAAAACGGGACAAGCGAGAGAUGUGCUGGAUCAACAUGGAGCCAUAUCGGAUUCUGGCAGGCGUUAUCUGAACGCGCACCAUAAAAAAUGCCAGCAAUUCGGGGUGCGGUGGUAAACCCAAUUUCCGGCAGACGUUGCGCACAUUGGGAUUGUUGCGGUUCUUCACUUUUCUUGUAGGUUAAAAUCCUGGACAUUUGCUGUGUGAACCAGGGGGUGUGGAGGGGAGCGCCAAGGUGCGGGCUUGACCAUGCCAUCCACCUACGUCCUUCCCCCGACUAUGGGGCUCUUGACUAUGUCUUAACACUGGGAACAGGUGGGGAGAAGAAGGGAGUGCGGUAGAUGCAGUGUAAGUCCACAUUUAAUAUAGAAUAAUCCACGCACAAGUCAUCGUCCCUGCUCCACCUUGCUGUGGGACACACGACGGACAUCAUCGAUAACGAUGGUCGAACUGUCGUGUGUGUAUGUAUGUAUUUGGGGGUUACGGACGGUUUUUUGUUGACGCCAUUCGUGUACAGUCGAAAUUAUAGAUGCAAUUAUAUACAGUCAGCAUAAAAUAUAGUCGUUGUUGCUUUUUGAAUUCCUCAUAAAUUAACUGGUAACUUUCAGCUAAUCAGCUUAUACUAAGGUCUAUAGGCAUAGACCGAAAUCUGAUAUAUGAAUAUUUACACCGAAAUACAUCAGCCACCGCGGUAUAGCCGCGUAGUAUUCAUUAACCGUCGACAGGCAACCUUUAGUAUAUUUUAGUGUUACAAGAUAGCAUAGUAGCUUUUAACUAGCACCUGUGCAACUAGUAUGGUAUCUUGUUACGCUAACAUAAAAUAUAGUCAUUUUUACUGUCUACGGCAACAUUUCACGUCAAGCGUGCAGUGAUCCUUGACACGUAAUUAAUUCACGAAACAAAGUUCUUGGCUGACCGUAGAUAUUCCUGCAGUGAGAGUCGUCGGAGAUAAAAUAUUAAACAAUCCGUCUGCCUUUCAAAUUCAACCAUGGCAUCAGAAGCCAAUACUUCACUUGGAAAUGAGUUCAAGGUCAAAUUACUCGCUGACUAAACGAAAACGUCUAUUGGUCUAUGCACGGAUAUCUGAGUUUGGCCUUGUGUGAAUGACCGCGCAGGUGACUCACGUUUGUAAACUCAAAGAAAUCUUCAAAUCUGAACGAACAGUCAUGCCUGCAGAUAAUGCGGAAUGUCUGCAGCAGGCAGCACCUCAGUAGUCUAUGUGGUGUGGGUGGCAAAUUCAGCUUGAACUGUCUGCCUGGAUAUGACGGAGUCCUAAGAUCGUCCUCCAGUUUUGUCACUCGUCGUUGCACCUGCUGCGUGGGGUCAAUGCCUUUCUUUAUCCACAGCAUCCAUGCUGGCAUGCCAUAUUCCAGAUGCAAACGAACGCACCAAAGAUUCGCCCAAACAUUUCGCGAGGAAAGACUACGAAAGCGUAUCUAAUCCAGUGCAUGAUACUUGUUGCGUUUCGGGCGGCUCUUUUGCAGUGUUCGGAGGGUGGCAAGUUUGAACUUAUCCGGAUACCUAGGUCUUUGUGUGCAUCCAUUUCUUCUACCGAAAUCGUAUUUAUGGUAUACUGGUGUUUUGGGAAGCGUCUUCGACCACCUUCAAAAACUGAGACCACACAUAUGUAAACAUUAAAACUUAUAAGCCACUUGGUGGACCACGCAGCCAAUAUAUCAACGUUUUCCUGUGAUUUCUGCGCGUCAUCAGCACAGAUGAUUGUUUUCCAGUUUUUUAUCCUCGGUAAUAACCACGGCAUUGCGGUCAGGAUUUUCAGUACAAUCGUUUACAUAUAUGGGGAAGAGGAGAGAAUCUAGGAUCGAACGCCUCGGGAUGUCGCUUUCUAUUGGUGCCCAUUCGGAUGCAGUGGUACCUAAAAUUACUCUUUGUACCCUGUAUGACAGGAAACAUUCAAUUUGCUUAAAAUGUUGCCCUGGAUUCCACACUGUCACAUAUUUAGAAGAGUCGCUGAUGAGGCUCGCAUUCAAGUGUCCUUCUGAAGUUGAAGAAGAUGGCAUACACUGGACAACCCUGGUCCGCGGGUUCCGUCAUUUUCCCUGCGAGUAAAGACUACUAUUGAGGCAUGAGUAACCUUGCACAAAAUGCAGAUUAAACAAACGCAGUGGUGAUUUUUGAAUUCAAGCCUGGAACGUCCUUUGUAGAUCGGGGGACGAAGUAAUUUUCAUUCGUCCGUGGACUUUGGGAUACCCUAUGCACCUACUCUCAUAGUACGUCGUGCAAUUCUUGAAGAGCAGGCGGGCGAAUUCUAUCUGGACCAGAUGGCUUGGCAGUCUUCAGGCGGAGUAUUUCUGCCCUCAUCGGUGAGGGUGAUAAGUAAAUGUUAUCAUCUAACGCAAACUAUACAUAAUUUUGUCAUUGUUCUGGGUAGGGGAGAAGAAGAGGAUUCGUUUCGUGGGUGAAUAUCGACUGAAGGAAGCUAUAAGGCGCUGAUGCUUUCUUUUGGUCACCCGUCUCCAGUAUGCCGUUUUGGACCUCGGCACCGAAAUCAGGUCACAAUUUCUUUUUCCAUUGCGCAUGAAACCGUAAGUGGCUUGGGAUGCGACAAAGAAUUCUGCAGUGUGCUUAACUCACAGCUCCUUCGAAGUUUAUUGAUCUCACGGUGACACACAUCCUGCUGUCGAUUGUAUUCCUGCGAGCGUUCAAAACACCGCGUUUGUGGAAAGGGAAGCUGAUGUGGCCAGAUUGUUAUUACUUUGCGUCCGAAGGUUCCGACGAGGCAGAUAUGCACCCGGUAAGUGCGUUGGCAGCGUGGGUAUCUUGGAAGCAGUUGGCUGUUAAUAUUGUGGAGCCGAGGCGCUUGUGACUUGCUAGCUUCUCUUCUGGCUUUGGCUGCAGCGAUCGGGUUUGCUUUGUAAAUGGCUGCGCCAGUCAUCACUCCUCCUGUCCAGGCAGGUCUGUUCUGGACAAGGUCUCCGGGUUGAUCUGCAGACGUUUAAAAGAGUUCGCCAGAGUGUCCUUGUAGCUUCCUUUUGGUUUGUUUGAUUGGCGAACACCCGUGACGACAUCACCAUAGACGAGAUGCUAUCGUAGGCAUAUGUCUUCCACCCUCACGAGGUGACCGCUCCGGUGUAGUUGCAGUUGCCUCAGCAUGGCCUCGAUGCUGAGAAUUCCAGUCCGUUCUAGGACUUCCGUGUCCAGGAUCCUGUCCUAUCAUCUUAUCUUUAGUAUUCUGGGAAGGCAGCUAAGACGGAGGUGUUUGGGCUUCCUGGCAUGGCUGGAGUAGACGGUCUAGGCCUCCACUCUGUGCAGGAGUGUCGCCAAGACGACGGCUUCGUACCUCUUCAGUUGGAGGCCGUGAUGAUUUCACACUGGAGCCUGAAGUCCGCCGAAGAUUUGGCUGACUUUGAAGAUCCGGUGGGCCACUUUGUCGUUGAUCUUGAUGCAGCUUGA
Spirometra erinaceieuropaei is the source of this 5084-nucleotide messenger RNA. The record is from the annotation of a GenBank genome assembly. NCBI's taxonomy places the organism in Eukaryota, Metazoa, Platyhelminthes, Cestoda, Diphyllobothriidea, Diphyllobothriidae.